AUGAGCACUUCACAGACACUCUCCGCCAUCUCAGCAGGUGUUCGGCGAAAUACUACUUCGUGGUUGGCCGUUGUUUAUGAUGUGAUGUUGUGUGCGUUGCAUGGGAAUUGGCUCUCCAUAGCUGGUGUAGGCCAAAGGAGUAAGUAUAUCGUAAAACCAAACAAAAAAAAAAUAAAGAAAAUGGAUGCUCAAGUUGAAUUGUUGCGUCAGUUCGUGAACAUUUGUAAAAGCAAUCCAGCGAUUUUGCAUGAGCCAAGAUUCAAAUUCUACAGGGAUUAUCUUGAAAGUCUUGGUGCAAAGCUCCCACCCUCACCAAGUGAAACGAAAUCAUCCGAACCAACCGGUCAUAAUGAGGAAACACAAAUAAAUGAGCAACAAGUGGAAUCAGAAGAUGAGCUGGAACUGGACAUGUCAGGAGUAAUAAAGGGCGAAGAAGAUGAACUGCUUCCAAUGGGUGAUGAUAAUAAAGAGAUAACUGAGGAAGAUAUGGAAAAAGCAACUGAUCAACGAGUGCUUGCUGUAAAGGCAUUUAAUGAAGGAAACUAUGAGAAAGCUGUGCUGCAUUUUACUAGUGCCAUCGAACUAAACCCAGGAUUGGCAGUUUUGCACGCAAAGAGGGCGAAUGCGCUCCUGAAGUUGAACAAACCAAAUGGUGCAAUUCGCGAUUGUGAUAAAGCAAUUUCAUUAAAUGCAGACUCAGCACAAGGCUAUAAGUUUCGUGGACGAGCUCACAGGUUACUUGGCAAUUUUGUGGAAGCUCAUCAUGAUUUAGCCAUGGCAUGUAAAUUGGAUUAUGAUGAUGAGGCGAAUGUAUGGCUUAAAGAAGUCGAAUCAAACGUAAAUUCUUCAAAACUUUUACACAAUAAAUAUUUUAGCUUCAAAUUUCAUACUACAAGAGUAGAUUUGAGUACUUCCAUGUACGAUUGGUCUGUGAUAUGA
Brugia pahangi is the source of this 939-nucleotide messenger RNA. The record is from the annotation of a GenBank genome assembly. Lineage: Eukaryota; Metazoa; Nematoda; Chromadorea; Rhabditida; Onchocercidae.